Puccinia triticina is the source of this 1302-nucleotide messenger RNA. RefSeq lists its product as uncharacterized. The transcript is spliced from 6 exons. Lineage: Eukaryota; Fungi; Basidiomycota; Pucciniomycetes; Pucciniales; Pucciniaceae. The coding region runs from base 1 to 1302 and encodes 433 amino acids. The record is from RefSeq and is a predicted model, not a curated record.
AUGUCUUGCGGCCAGUCAAACCUCCCUGUCCCUUUAAGCGAUUUGAUACGCCGUCCCCAGAACCCAGAACCCCAUCCCAACCCCUCCGGUAUUCAAAAGUCCAGCCGCAAGCGCAAAAAGCAGCAACCUCCCGCACCCCUUCCCCCCACCAAGAACCGCAGUAGUGGCACCCAAGUCCGACAAAUCAGAAAUCUUCCAGGGGCCGAUGGUCGUCACCACCCUCUACCCAGCACAGCUUUGCCCUCCGCGAUUGAUAAUUUGGAACAAGUUGCUAAUCAAACCUCUUCCGAAGACCACCAUCUCAGUCUCCAUGAAGCGCUUAAUAGCAUAGCUCCUAAAAAAACCGGUAAACGACUUCGUACCCGUGAGGAAGAUGGUCGUGUCCCCCAACCGGAACCUUUGACCGAUGAGGAGGUGCUAUCGCAUACAGCUGUUCGACGUCCCAACAGAUGGAAUCGCUUUCUUCAGCAACUAUCAGCUCGCAAUAAAUUCCGUGGAGUUGGGAAAGGAGUAGGCAGGCACCGUGUUGGUAUGGCUGAAAUCUCUGUGCUUUACAAGCGAUACCGCGCGCGGAAGAAAAUUCCUGGAACAGACAACUCCAAUACCACACCUGCCAGUCGGAGCCCUUCCCCAGAGGCUGAGCUUACUCCGUCAGAAUUGGCCCUAGACGAUGAUUCAGAUACCGAGCAAGAUUCUCAUGCGGAGAGAGCCUCUCCUCCGGCCAGUGAUCUAAGAGGUUCCAUCUCGCUUGCACGGGCAGCCAGUACAGUGGAAAGCUAUUUAGCAAACUGGGUAAUCCAGGCAAACUCUAUUGCCCAGACUUGCAACUGCAAGAUGAUACUUUUUGCAGUAUCCACACACCUUGGUCGACACUCCUUUCAGAUUACAAAAUCGACUCAUCGUGCUGUACCGUUUGUUGAUCUUGCAGACAAUGUCGAUCAGCCCAACACCUACCCAGCUCGCUUUCAGGCAAGUUUGGUUGGUACUACACCCUCAGAAACCGCAAAGCCAAAAACACCCCCUCGUCGGGUCCGCCCUCCACGCCCUAAUGUGACCGACCAAAUGAUUGCAUUUGCAGUUGCCAAAACCAACAACGCCAUCAAUCACUGGCUGUGGUCAAACAAUCAAUGCGCACUUGCUUCUGCCGGUUACAGAUUGGUCACAGAUCCCCGGAUGCGAACCCCUGUAGAGAAGAUCACCUCACCAAGUUGUUGGCUCACUGUGAAGUAUAUUCGCAGUCUGUAUCUUGACCUUGAUGAUGGUUACAUCAAUCUUCUGCCCCUCGAACCAGCCACCCCUUAG